UAUAUACGUAUAUAUAUAUGUACAUAUGUGUGCAUAAGGCUCGUUGCCAUUUUGAUCAUUAUCGAAAAAGAUCCACCAAACGUACCCCAGAGACCUCUUUUAAUGCAAGUACUUCCGGUUUUUCGUGCUCAAGGAGGCUUGUGGAAUAAUAUUGCGGUUGGUCUGACUAUACGGGCGGCUACGAACCUAUCAUCAGCAAUGUCACGUUACCGAGAAUGGGAAAUCUCUUGUAAAGUAUACAUCGGCAAUUUGGGUAGUAGUGCUAGUAAACACGAAAUCGAAAGUGCAUUCAACAAAUAUGGUCCAUUGAGAAAUGUAUGGGUUGCGAGGAAUCCACCAGGCUUUGCUUUUGUCGAGUUUGAGGAUCCAAGGGACGCAGAGGAUGCUGUUAGAGGAUUGGAUGGAACACGGUGCUGCGGUACAAAAAUAAAGGUAGAGAUGUCUACCGGGAGAAGGAGACAUACCGGUGGUGGUCGCAGGCCAGGUCCACGAUACUCCAGGUCCAGAUCUCGCAGUCCUCGUAGGAAAUCUCUGGGUCGUUAUCCAAGGUCUUUAUCAAGAAGUCCAAGAAGAUCACCGAUUAACAAAUAUUCCAGAUCGAGGUCUCGCAGUCCACGUAGAAGAUCUUUAACCCGUAGUCGCAGCCGUGAUCGCCGUUCUCGUUCCGAUUCUCGAGAUAGACGUUAAAUAUGCCGAAUGUGAUGGAAACUGGACAACUCUGAAGAUGAAAUUUGACACGUCUAUACGUGUUUGCAUUUGUGUAUUAAUGAUAUAAUAUAUUUAUAAUCAUAUCAUAAAUAAACAAAAGUAAACAUAGGUAAAAAAAAAAAACGCUCAGUAAUACACAUACAACCAACAUAUAUCGUACACAACAGACACAGGUAAAAUUAAAUGAGAUAUACAUUGAUAAACAUACUGACAAAUAUACUGACAAAUAUACUGACAAACUCACACAA
Messenger RNA from Polistes dominula (European paper wasp), 956 nucleotides. RefSeq names its product RNA-binding protein 1. The record is from RefSeq and is a predicted model, not a curated record. Gene Ontology annotation, molecular function: RNA binding. Lineage: Eukaryota; Metazoa; Arthropoda; Insecta; Hymenoptera; Vespidae.